This is a messenger RNA of Cricetulus griseus (Chinese hamster), 3209 nucleotides long. The record is from RefSeq and is a predicted model, not a curated record. NCBI's taxonomy places the organism in Eukaryota, Metazoa, Chordata, Mammalia, Rodentia, Cricetidae.
AUGGGAAAGGCCUCUAGUCCUGCACAUUCUUUUGCGGAGGACUCAUUGCCUGCUGGAGAGGAAGCAGGAGAAAUAAUGGGUUCGUCCCUGGAGUCCUGCUGGACCUCACCAAGAGUAAUCCUCCUAGUUUGGCAAGUGGUGGAGCCGCGCAGCCGACAGGUGGGGACGCUGCACAAGUCGCUGGUUCGCGCUGAGGCGGCUGCACUGAGUCCACAGUGCCGCGAGGCGAGCGGCCUCAGCGCAGACAGCCUAGCGCGGGCGGAGUCCCUGGACAAGGUGCUGCAGCAGUUCUCACAGCUGGUGAGCAGGGAUGUGGCUCUGCUGGGCGGGGGCCCCCAUAUGCUCUGCACUGAUGGGCAGCAGCUGUUGCGACAGGUUCUGCACCCUGAGGCCUCCAGGAAGAACCUGGUGCUCCCGGACACCUUCUUCUCCUUCUACGACCUCCGCAGAGAGUUCCAUAUGCAGCACCCAAACACCUGCCCCGCCAGGGACCUCACAGUGGGCACCAUGGCACAGGACUUGGGACUAGAAACAGAUGCAACAGAAGAUGACUUUGGCGUCUGGGAAGUGAAGACUAUGGUAGCUGUUAUUCUCCACCUACUUGAAGGGCCCAAUGGUCAGUUGUUUUCGAAGCCAGAGGUGGUAAAGCAGAAAUAUGAAACAGGGCCUUGCAGCAAGGCUGAUGUGGUGGACAAUGAGACUGUAGUACGGGCCCGUGGGUUGCCCUGGCAGUCAUCAGACCAGGAUGUGGCUCGAUUCUUCAAAGGGCUCAACAUUGCCAGGGGUGGUGUAGCACUCUGUCUCAACGCCCAGGGCCGCAGAAAUGGCGAGGCCCUCAUCCGAUUCGAGGACAGCGAGCAGCGGGACCUAGCGCUGCAGAGACACAAGCACCACAUGGGUGUCCGCUAUAUUGAGGUAUACAAAGCCACAGGGGAGGAAUUUGUGAAGAUCGCGGGGGGUACAUCACUAGAGGUGGCUCGUUUCCUGUCCCGGGAAGAUCAAGUGAUCCUGAGGCUGCGGGGACUCCCUUUUUCAGCUGGGCCAACAGAUGUUCUAGGCUUCCUGGGGCCAGAGUGCCCAGUGACUGGGGGAGCUGAUGGGCUGCUCUUUGUACGCCACCCUGAUGGCAGGCCAACUGGAGAUGCCUUUGCUCUCUUUGCCUGUGAGGAACAGGCACAGGCUGCUCUGCGCAGGCACAAAGGCAUGCUGGGUAAGCGAUACAUUGAACUCUUCAGGAGCACUGCAGCUGAGGUGCAGCAGGUCCUAAACCGCUAUGCAACCAGUCCACUCCUUCCCACACUGACUGCUCCGUUGCUGCCCAUUCCCUUUCCACUGGCAGGAGGGACUGGGAGGGACUGUGUACGCCUUCGAGGCCUGCCUUACACAGCCACCAUUGAAGACAUUCUGAGUUUUCUAGGAGAAGCAGCAGCUGAUAUUCGACCUCAUGGUGUGCAUAUGGUGCUCAACCAGCAGGGCCGGCCAUCUGGUGAUGCCUUCAUCCAGAUGAUGUCAUCCGAGCGUGCUCUGGCUGCUGCCCAGCGUUGCCACAAGAAGGUGAUGAAAGAACGCUAUGUGGAAGUAGUCCCUUGUUCCACAGAGGAGAUGAGCCGUGUGCUGAUGGGGGGUUCCUUGAGCCGAAGUGGCAUGUCCCCUCCACCCUGCAAACUACCCUGCCUCUCCCCACCUACCUAUGCCACCUUCCAAGCCACCCCAGCCCUCAUUCCCACAGAGACGACAGCACUAUAUCCUUCAUCUGCACUGCUUCCAACUGCCAGGGUACCUGCUACCCCUGCUCCUCUUGCCUACUACCCAGGGCCAGCCACUCAACUGUACAUGAACUACACAGCCUACUACCCCAGCCCCCCAGUCUCUCCCACUACUGUGGGCUACCUCACCACACCUCCUACUGCCUUGGCCUCUACUCCCACCUCAAUGCUGUCACAGCCAGGAGCUCUGGUUCGAAUGCAGGGGGUCCCAUAUACAGCUGGUAUGAAGGAUCUCCUUAGUGUCUUCCAAGCUUACCAGCUGGCUCCUGAUGACUACACCACUCUAAUGCCUAUUGGUGACCCACCUCGCACUGUGUUACAAGCCCCCAAGGAGUGGGUGUGUUUGUAGACGAGGAAACCAGGAAGCAGACUGAGCUGAUAUCCUCAGCUAACAAGCCUUUCCUGUGUCCAGAGCACCCUCAAUCCAGUGGCUUCUUUCUGGCUUGUCAAAGCUCUCAAAGGCACCUGGAAAAGAUCAAGCUCAGCACCACUCUCCUUCCUCCCAUAUACCCUGUUUCUCUGCCUGCUUAUCCUAAAGAUGAUGGCUACCUUACAGGCAGGACUGGGGUUAUAAUGAGGUUGCUCUAUUUCUGAAGGUAUGACACCCAGGAAGCCUUUGAUGUGUCCUUAGCCCUCAAAGGGUGCACAGCAGGCCUGCGUUGAUAUUUAUGACUCUUGGGAGAAUUAAGAGUCCACCUGAUUCUGAGACCCCCAACUCUCUACUUUCCCUAUCCUUCUGGGAGGAAGGAAGGCAGCAAGUCAGCAUCCAUUCUCAGGAUACCUGGACCUCAGAAACAAAGCGUCAGGAGUGGCCACAAAUAAGUCCUCUCCAGCCAAACUCAAGGAGCUUCGGAUGGCAAAACCAGCUGGAUGAGAUAGUUCAUGCCUAUAACCCAGCACUCAGGAAGAAGAGGGAGGAGGACUCCCUCAAGUUCAAAUCCAGUCUAAUCUACAUAGUCAAUUUUAGUCAAGCCAAGGCUAACCUAAGCUAUUCUAGAUUGUGCUGCUGCAAUAUCCCCAGAGAACACCAGAGGGCAGGUAGCACUCAGGCUGAACUUAAGGGGACUUUGUCAAUGUUUUCUUGUUUUCUUGCAACACCUUGGAAGACCUCAGCAAACACUGUGGCAUGUCCUUUGCACCCAUUAAAGGAUGCAGAACUGGUCCCAGAAGAAAUUUUGACCUCUAUCUUCUCCGUAAGUUCCUGACCAUGUGGACUUUUAAGAAGCCACAGAGUUCUUAGCUCUGGCCCAAAGGUUUCCACACCAGCCCCAGAUGGAGAAAAACUCAGAUUUCAAGGAUACUAUUGAUCGUCACUGUUUAUUAUUUCAGCACUGUAACUGAGGAGGAGCCUGAACUGCUGGCUCAUCUUCCCUUUGUAUUUGUGUAAGGAGCACUGCACUCCUAUAAAAGAUUUUAAAAUAUAAAAUGUACAAGAAAACACAA